Molecule: messenger RNA, 1008 nt
Organism: Prosopis cineraria
Lineage: Eukaryota; Viridiplantae; Streptophyta; Magnoliopsida; Fabales; Fabaceae
Product: vegetative cell wall protein gp1
Exons: 1
Coding region: 148-678 (176 amino acids)
Source: RefSeq, a predicted model, not a curated record
CGCAUUUAUAUAUAUAUAUGUAUAUAUAUAUAUCCCAAAUCCCCAGAUCUACCUUCCAUCUUCCCCCCUCCUUCCAGUUUUCUUCUACAAUUACCAGAUCUCCGUUCGCACUGUUCUUGUAAGUCUAACUUUCAAUUUCUCUUUGCAAUGGCAGUUCCUCCGCAAUUUUCUUUUGUUCUAUUCUUUCUGCUUUCUUUGUUGCUUCGCACCACUGUCUUCGCCGAUCCGCUGCAGAUCUCUCCUAGCCCUUCCGUCUCUUCGCCCGCCCCCUCUCCGUCCUCGUCUCCUCUUGAUUCCUCGUCUGCUCCUUCCGUCGAUGCUCCUGACUUUGCUCCCGCCAGUUCACCCUUGGGUUUAUCGCCUCCUGCACCUUCUCUCGACAGUAAAACUCCUGCUUCCUCCCCCUCACCCUCUCCCUCCCCGUCUCCGUCCCUGACUCCGUCUCCAGCGCCGGAGCCGGCUGAUGAUGGUGUAGUUAGCCACACCGGUGUAAGCGAUGAAGAAGGUUUAGCGGACAGUUCUUCGGGGGGAAUGAAUGCUGGCAAGAAGACCGGGGUAGCGCUUGGAGUUAUCGCCGCGGCCGGUGUGGUUGUGAUGGCGGCUUUGGUUUACAGGAAGCGCCAGCAGAAUAUUCGGCGAUCUCAGUACGGAUACGCGGCGAGGAGAGAGAUUCUGUAGGGUGCUAUACACAAUUCUAUCGUCAUUGCUUUAGCCCGGAGGUUAUACUCUUCCUGCCCUCUCCAUAUGAUUACUAAAGGCAUUUUUUUUUUUUUACACUCUUUCAUGCUAUAUUGAUCACAUUGGCCAUACAUGAUGAUAGGAAGUCAUAUUCAUUUGAGAUUCUUUAUGUCGGUGACUUGUGAUGAUCGAAACAUUUGUUUCCAAUCUCAAACUAUCAUAUUGUAAUUUCGUUCGUUGAUGCUGAUUGUCAUGGAUCUGGUGAAAAUUCAUUAUGUUAAGAUCAAUGGGAUUCCUAUAUGGUCUUUAAUGCAACUGUACUUUCGUUCA